UCUUGCCAGCGCACCAACAUCUAGACCAGCUCCACCUUACAGACCUUUACUUUAUGGAUAGGAAGGAAGGAAGAAUACAUUUUGUCGGAUGAUGUUCUUACCAGCUGCACAAUUGCCGGCGUGUGUGUGAGUGGCACAUUUGGAUCACCAUAUCCUAUCGGAAUUGCACCGCCAUGUGGUUAAAGGGCCUCAAACACACCCCUACACCCCCGUUGCAGAACGGUGGUAUGGCUGAUAGUGGAACGGCCGUCAAGCCUCCUGAACCUGAAUCAGUCAGCAUCCCGAUGGAGGAAACCAUCUGUAAUGGGGGAACGCAGGAGCCUUCUCUGUUGACAAAUCUGAAGAAGGUGGAGAACCACAUCACAGAGGCCCAGCGUUUCUCCCAUCUCCCCAAGCGUUCGGCAGUGGACCUGGAAUUCACAGAGCUCUCCUACACCAUCCGGGAAGGGCCGUGCUGGAGAAAGAGAGGUUUUAAAGCCUUACUUAAGUGCCUGUCGGGGAGGUUCUGCAGCCGAGAGCUGAUCGGAAUCAUGGGGCCCUCUGGGGCCGGCAAGUCCACUCUGAUGAACAUCCUGGCUGGCUACAGGGAAACAGGCAUGAAAGGGAAGAUCUUGGUGAAUGGGAAACCCAGAGAUCUCCGCACGUUUCGUAAGAUGUCCUGUUAUAUCAUGCAGGAUGACAUGCUGCUGCUGCACCUCACUGUCCGGGAAGCCAUGAUGGUUUCGGCCAACUUGAAGCUCAGUGAAACUAUGGAAGUGAAAAAGGAACUGGUGAAUGAGAUCCUGACUGCUCUAGGGCUCCAGGAGUGUGCUCACACUCGCACCAGCUCCCUAUCUGGGGGGCAGUGUAAACGGCUGGCAAUCGCCCUUGAGCUAGUCAACAAUCCCCCAGUCAUGUUCUUUGAUGAGCCAACCAGUGGACUGGACAGUGCCUCCUGUUACCAAGUGGUUUCUCUUAUGAAAUCUCUAGCCCUGGGGGGACGCACCAUCAUCUGCACCAUCCACCAGCCCAGCGCCAAACUCUUUGAGAUGUUUGAUAAGCUGUACAUCCUGAGUCAGGGCCAGUGCAUAUACAAAGGCACCGUCCCAUACCUCAUCCCCUAUCUGAAGAACCUGGGGCUCCACUGCCCCACCUACCACAACCCGGCAGAUUUCAUCAUCGAAGUGGCAUCGGGGGAGUAUGGAGACUGGAAUCCUGUUCUGUUUGAGGCGGCCCAGGGUGGAAUGUGUGCCAUAGAGGAGAAGGAGAAGUCAUGUGACAAAAAUGACACAUCCACUGUUUGUCCAACAACGUACCUCAAGGACUCAGGAGCCAUUGAGAGCCAUUCAUUUGCCACAAGCACUUGGACACAGUUUUUCAUUCUCUUCAAUAGAACGUUGAUGACAAUAUGUCGAGACCAGGUGUUGACACACCUCAGGCUGGUGUCACACAUCUCUAUAGGAGUACUGAUCGGCUUGCUCUACUUGAACAUUGGCAACGACGCCAGCAAGGUCUUCAACAACACCGGCUUCCUCUUCUUCUCCAUGCUCUUCCUCAUGUUCGGAGCUCUGAUGCCCACCGUGCUCACAUUUCCUCUGGAGAUGUCGAUUUUUCUGAGGGAACAUCUAAACUACUGGUACAGCCUGAAGGCUUACUAUCUGGCUAAGACUAUGGCUGACAUUCCAUUCCAGGUCCUCUGCCCCGUCAUGUACUGCAGUAUAGUGUACUGGAUGACAGAUCAGCCUCCGGAGGCCACCCGCUUCCUGCUCUUCCUGGCCCUGUCCAUCUGCACAGCCCUGGUAGCCCAGUCACUAGGGCUCCUGGUUGGUGCUGCCUCCACCAACCUCCAGGUGGCCACUUUUGUCGGCCCCGUCACUGCCAUUCCUGUUCUUCUCUUCUCGGGCUUCUUUGUCAACUUUGACACCAUUCCCAAGUACCUGCAAUGGAGCUCCUAUGUGUCCUAUGUCAGGUACGGCUUUGAGGGUGUGAUCCUGUCCAUAUACGGGAUGAACCGCACCUAUCUGUAUUGUCCGGGGAAAGUGUGUAAAUUCCAGAAGCCUGAGGAGGUCCUCCAACUGUUGGACGUGGAGGACGCCAAGCUCUACAUGGACUUCAUCGUUCUGGGGAUCUUCUUCGUGAUUCUCCGAUUCGCCACCUACCUAGUGCUGCGCUACAAGGUCAAGUCAGAGCGAUAGGUCUCACCCUCAAGGCCCCCACACCCUGUUCUGUGCAAAGCUAUUGUACUGUACCACGUGGGCCCAACAUCCUGUUUUAUAUAUCAAUACCAUUAAUCGCUGCUUGGAAAAACUGGAAUGUAUCACUUUUCUCUGUUGAAGUCAUGAUGGGACCAGAGAAGAGACAUCUAACAAACAUAAAUGUUUUACCUCAGCAAGUAGGACUCCAAACAUCUACAAGCAUCUCUAUGUACAGUAGGGUAGUACUGAUGAGGGCACACAGACUAUUCAAAGGACUGACCUGCAGGAACAACCAAAAACAGAGAAUGUUUACAUAUCAUAUAGCCAGAAGACAUUCUACUGUUGCACUGGAGUGUGUCUGGUUUUAAAGACAGAAUGAAUCAGUAUUGUAAUCAAGUGUUGAUUAAAUUUCCUCAACUGAACGGAACUAUUCACUUUUCUUCCUACUAUCUUUCACUCUCAUCUACGGUUUAGUUACAGUUUUGAGAACUAGAAAAUAAAUAUUACUUAUUUUACCUGAUAACAAUGUAUGAAAAACAAAUCUGUACAUUAUUAGGCUAUUCACUUGUUUUUAUACUGUCUGUAAAAUGUACCUUUCUCUAAAAUGGAUGAUUCUCCUAAUUAUAUAUUUUUUGGUUUCUCUAAUCAACUCUAAUCAAUUAACUGUUCACAUCCUACAUGAUGUACUGUAUGUAUGCAACAUUGUUGAGUUUAGUUUGGGUAAUAUUAUCCUCAAACAUAGUCCUAAACCUGUCUCCACUGCCACAGUAAUGUAUAUAUUUAUAGCAUAACCAGAGAUGCAACAUUCAAACUUUACUUCUACCUAACAAUGGAUGACUUUAAAGGCCCCGUGCAGUCAAAACCGUUACUUCCUGUGUUUUAUAUAUAAUUCCACACUAUGAGGUUGGAAUAAUACUGUGAAAUUGUGAAAAUGAUGAUAGUCUUCUUAGUGUAAGAGCUGUUUGGGGGGAAAAAAUACCUGA
Oncorhynchus gorbuscha (pink salmon) is the source of this 3157-nucleotide messenger RNA. Its product is annotated as ATP-binding cassette subfamily G member 4-like. The transcript has 15 exons. Gene Ontology annotation, molecular function: ABC-type transporter activity; ATP hydrolysis activity; ATP binding. Bases 174 to 2174 code for a protein of 666 amino acids. NCBI's taxonomy places the organism in Eukaryota, Metazoa, Chordata, Actinopteri, Salmoniformes, Salmonidae. The record is from RefSeq and is a predicted model, not a curated record. Gene Ontology annotation, cellular component: plasma membrane.